Neoarius graeffei (lesser salmon catfish) is the source of this 1035-nucleotide messenger RNA. Its product is annotated as proline-rich protein 5-like. Gene Ontology annotation, cellular component: TORC2 complex. The record is from RefSeq and is a predicted model, not a curated record. The transcript is spliced from 7 exons. The coding region runs from base 1 to 1035 and encodes 344 amino acids. Lineage: Eukaryota; Metazoa; Chordata; Actinopteri; Siluriformes; Ariidae. Gene Ontology annotation, biological process: TORC2 signaling.
AUGAGCUUGAGUCAGCAGCGAGCUCCUGACUCGAGCACCAUGACUUUGCCAGCAUCACCUCAGGCGCAGUCUAACGCCAGUGUCAGUGGUAUGAACAGUAUCUAUUCUGCAGUCAUUAAGGUGUUUCGAGGUGAAGGACUGCAAAUGAAUGAACUCUACUUCUUAAAUGAAAGCAUCAGGUGGCUUUUAAAAACAGAAAUGGGGUCAUUCUAUGAAGAGUAUUUCCAGAAUCAGCUUCUAAAUAAAGGUCUUAGGUCCAUUUUGGAAGAGGUUCAGCUACAUGAAGGGGAAGGUCAGCUCUUUUUCUUGGCUGAUAUAUGGAUUCGAUUUUUCUCAGAAAUUCUGCCGACACUACAGGCCAUUUUUUAUCCACUACAGGGUCAUGAGUUCACAGUAAAACAGAUGGCCUUACUCGCCUUCAGGGAUCUUGUCCUGAUGAAGCUUCCACUGGAGGAGCUGCUCCAGACCAACCUUUCUCUGCUCCCCACAUCCAUCACACAGAUGUUGUUAGUCCUACAGGCAAGUCUCUCUCUUCCACACAGACACUCACAUGAACACAAAUGCAAGCUUUAUCAUGGUUUCUUGCACCUACUUUUUUGUGAUUGUUCAUAUAUCCAGGGAGUUCAUGAGCCCAGAGGCCCCUCAAUGGAAUAUUUUCGCCUUGAGAAAAUGCUGGAAAUGGUGGUUUCUCCGUAUCUGUGGAACUGCAAACACAAAAACUAUGAAGAAGAAAUCAGAGAAAGUAAACCCCUCAUCCAACCCGAGAUAAGGAUCACACAGCAUAUUUCACACGUCUCUCUUCUGACUCCUUUAUUGGAGCAGGAGGAAGAGGGGCACGUGGCGAGAGGAAGCAGCCUGCAGCGCCGCUCUGUAUCCAAUGGCCGAUCCGUCAUCACUGACAUGCAGCUUCUCACUGUUACUAGUAGGAUGCAUUCUGGGUUAGAAGAGGCAUGUGGAACCAUUGAUGAAAUGAGGGAAAAGAAUAAGAGGGAUCGCUCUCAAGGCAAUUCUGCAUUUGGAAGUCAAAGCUGUUGA